Messenger RNA from Nannizzia gypsea CBS 118893, 4416 nucleotides. RefSeq names its product MATH and UCH domain-containing protein. Bases 1 to 4416 code for a protein of 1471 amino acids. Gene Ontology annotation, biological process: protein deubiquitination. The transcript is spliced from 4 exons. The record is from RefSeq and is a predicted model, not a curated record. Gene Ontology annotation, molecular function: cysteine-type deubiquitinase activity; protein binding. NCBI's taxonomy places the organism in Eukaryota, Fungi, Ascomycota, Eurotiomycetes, Onygenales, Arthrodermataceae.
AUGGAGGUUGCCGUGGAAGCUCAGCGAGCCUCACUCAGUCAUCAACCGGCCCCUCCUUAUACCUCUUCCCCUCAGACUCAUGCCUCGGAAGAGUCAGAGCCACAGCCUGAGUCCCGGGAUCGCCACCAGGACGAACAGACUCAGGACCAGCCACUACAGAACGGCAUCAUGCCCACUCUAGAAAAUGCUCCCCCAUCUUCUGCUACACAUAGCUCUGCUACAGAAACAGAGUCAUCAGCUCCUGACCGACCGGUCGUAGAAACCCUUGCACCGGUCUCGACUGAGACAACCGAGCAGUCAGUCAACACUCAGGUUGUCGAAGUCAUCGAAACCCCUGCAGCGGAUGCUCCCGUUGUGAACGGAGAGCCAGACACGAUGGAGACCGAUACCGCCGCAAAUGGCGGUCAGGCACCCGCGGAUGGCCAGAUACAGUCUCAAAACGAGAAUACGCCGGUAAACGGCACCACUGAACAAGAUGAUCGGUCACAUCCUCGAGAGAACGAGGAACCCUCAGAGGAAUCUUCACCUUCUACUGCUUCAGACGGGUCGACAGACUCCAGCGAGUCAACCGAACGAACGGGAGAAGAUUAUGACGAAGAGGACGAGAACGAUGAGCCGGCCUACUGGGCCGAGUACAAGGAGGACACCUCCGUUGCAGAGGGAGACGAGCUCAAGGAGAUCGAAAGCGGGGAUGCCGAUCACAGUGCUCAUGAAUACGAUUACAUCGAAAAGUCAUUCUACCAUGAAUUAGACGACCCAGAGUAUAAGCCGAUAGAGAAAGCCCGUAUAACGUGGAAGAUAACGGGGAUCCGGGGUACCAAGGAAAAGCCUAACAGAGCUACCAUCAUUCGGUCUCCACCGGCCUACAUCGGCGGAUACUACUGGACGCUAAAAUUCUUCCCUCGCGGAAACAGUGUGGGAUCCCUCAGCGUCUAUCUCGAGUGCUCUCCAACGCCGCCAGUGCAGGAUAAGGUUGUCCUCGAGACUGAGUUCAGAGUCCUCAAGGGGGCUCCCGAUGCCGUUUUGAGCGACUUGACCCCAGACCAGGAAAUUAAGCUGGCUGCCACUGUCACUCCACCACCCAAACCCGCCACACCUGAAGAAUCUGCCAGCAAAAAUCAAGAAAAGGACCGAGAAGAGCUUCCAGAGGUAGACAGCGAGGAAAAGACAGAGUGCGAAUCGCCCUCCAAGCCGAAACCGGACUUCCGUAUCUCGGCUCAAAUCGGAGUCGUUCUUUACAACCCAGAGGAACCACGGACAGGUUGGACUCAAUCUUCCUGCCACCAAUUCAACUCCCACAACUUUGACUGGGGAUGGACGCACUUCCACGGACCCGGACCGUGGAACACCAUCCACCUCCGUCAACAUGGGCAGCGCCAGGCCCUCCUCCGCAACGAUACGCUCUGUUUCGACGCAUAUAUCCGCCUCUUCGAUGAUCCUACAAAGUCCCUAUGGUGGCAUUCCAGUGAUUCGGAGCCUAUUUGGGAUUCUUACUCCCUUGUUGGCCUCAGGCCUAUGGGCGAUGUGUCAGUCAAUUACUGCCAGCACACAGCAGGCUUGGUGCCUUGGCUUCUCCUAACUCCGUUCAGGGAUAUUGUCAAGAGCAUCGGUGUUAUGGACCAUCUUGACCAUAUAGCCGCGCGCCCGAAGCCAGUGUGCGAGGCACUACAGGUUAUCGUGCAUGAGAUGACCGCGGAGAACAUUGCCUCCGUACGCACCGAAGGAGUGCGACGGGCGCUGAGAUACCUGCUCGAGGGCUCAGGAGAUGUAGUCGAAUUCUGGGAACGCCUUCGACGAAGUCUACAGAUCGAGCUUGCUGGCACCGAUGCCAUAGAGAAGCUUGCCUCCAUUUUCGACAGCCCGCACGAUGACUCAAAAAUGUCAGAUGAGUCGCUGAAUAUGCUUCCUCGUGAUUUCAACAGCCGCAUCCGCAUCACCUCGGAAAACACGGAGAGCAUCCAGUGUGGUGUCACAGAAUACUUGAAAUCCCGGGAGGGCAAAUGGUCACUCCCUCCCGUCCUCCAGGUUGAGCUUGCCCGCCAGAAAUUCGAUAAGAAGGCUCGCCAAUGGAAAUUCCUCGUCAACCGUGUACACCGGAACGAGGAACUUGAUCUCUCCAACUUCGUUGACUCUGAGGCUCAGGGUAAAUAUACAUUGUUCAGCUUCAUUGCGCACAAGGGUCAUCGGACAUCACGAUGGUAUUACCCUCUUGUCCGCCCCGGUGGUCAAGGAACACAUUGGCUCGCCUUCAAGGGAGAGGACCCUUACAGAAUCGAAUGUUUAACCGCUAAAACUGCUGCGGAGAGUUACGAAGGCUUAGAUAUCGCGGAGGUCGGAAACGGGGAGCCCGUCAACGCCGAGAUCGCAGUGGCGUUUAUCUACAUCCGCAACGACCUGCAGGACCAAUUCUUGACUCCCAAGCUUGAUUCGUGGACCCCUCCGCCUGCAUGGCACCGUUAUAUGCAGGCCAUCUCACCUGAUAAGUCGGCCGUUAAACCAGACGAGCAGAUUCCAGUUGCCUUCUAUGGUUUAAACGGUGUGUCGAAAGAUGCACGGAAUCCAGCGGCAGCAUAUGAUGUUAUUGAUCACCUCAAUUCAGAAAAGGACACCACAACAAUGACAGUUCCCGUGUCAACGACCGUUGGUGAAUUGAGGGCCAAACUUGCCGCCCAAAUCUCGACGGAGGAAAAACCAGUCACCAGCGAAAGAAUACGUAUGUGGACUGUUGGAGCACCGCAUGAGGUCCGUUUGUUCAAUUUCAGCAUGGAGCCUCUGGUCUCUAUGGGAUCCCAGCUUUUGAGUCUCGGUUGGAAUGCCUUGCGCAUAUGGGUUCAAAUCCUAAACGAGGAAGAUGUAAAAUACUUUUCUAUCCCAGAGUUUGUCCCUCCACCGCCCGUUCCCAACGAGGCAAAUGAGACGAAGGACGAUGUACCAGCUCCUCCUCCACCACCUCCCGUUCAAAAUGAGGAGCAGCCUCAGCCAACCCAGGAGGCUCAACCUCCAAGUCAGGAUGAAGAUGUCGAGAUGAAUGAUGCUAGCCCCGAGGAAAUACCAAUUCAACCCCCUCAGAACCAGGACGGGCAAGAGCAGCAGUCAGACAACCUCCCUAGCGCGCCAGAACCGCCAGAACAUGAAAUGUCCGAUAACGCUCCUGAUCAACCUGAGACCAACGGGGUUGAACCUACCCCUGCUCCUGAAGGUCAGACUGAUGAACAAGCUGCCAACGAAGCCAUAAUUGCCUCAAUAAUAGCCCAGGAUCUCGCACUCUUAGAUGAGUCACAGGAGAUGGACACAAGUGAAGGUUAUACAGAUGCCAAUGCAAUUCCACCACCUCCUCCCGCGGUGGUGGAAGAAGUGUCCACUAAUUCCGCCGGAAAUGAAGCUGAAGAAGGCAGAGAAGCUCAAGAACAUCAUUCUGGCUCCGAAGAUUCGCAGAUGGAAGGCUCUCCGAUUGUCGAAUCACGCAACAACGUUCCUGAAGAAACAAAUGCUCAAACAAGCCAGGAGGAAGCACAAAGAGAAGAGCCUGCAGUCCCUGAACCUCCAGUAAUAAAAUCAGAUCUUAUUCUUCCAUGUGACCAAGUUUACUACUUCGUCCAAGAAUUCGAUGCGGAUAGACAGACUGUCGAAACCGUUGGUGCUUUCUUCGCGAGGUCGUCCUGCAAUGUUCGCGAGGAGGUUCGCAAGACACUAGGGUUGUCUGAGGAUCAGGGAUAUAACUUCUGGUCCCGCCGUAAGGCUGUGGCCUCGGUUCACAGCGUUUCAUCGAGUCACAGAUUCAGAGAUCUGAUGAACGAUGUGGGAUGUAUCAUUUUUGGAAAAACCAUCCCCAAGCGCCGACAAACCGAGCUUGUAGAGGCAGGGUGCUUCCUCUCUCCAGACCGUCUGCUAGAAUACCUCUGGGCGGUUGCUCGUCAACAUCCUAUCAAAUCCUUCACUGGUAAAAAGACCGUUGAAGCCAUUCUAAAUGGCGAAUACUACUCUGGUGACCUCUGCAAGGGCUACUACCACGGCAGCGGAACCCACAUCUCCGAAGCCGGUGAUACCUACUCUGGCGACUUCGUCCAAGGCCGGCGCCAGGGCACAGGUACCAUCGAACACAGCUCCGGUGAUACAUACACUGGUGACUGGUUCGAAGAUCAACCUCACGGCCAAGGGACGUGGGUCGAACACAAGACCGGCAACAAAUAUGUUGGCGGCUACCGUAACGGUAAACGUCACGGCAAGGGAGUCAGUUACUGGGAAGUAGCUGACGAGGAGAUGAACCUUUGCCAAAUCUGCUAUACCGAAGAACAGGACUCACUGUUCUAUACCUGCGGACACGUCUGUGCCUGCGGAACAUGCGCGAGACAAGUCGAGAUUUGUCCCGUCUGCCGAGAGAAAGUCAUCAGCGUCGUGAAGAUUUUCAGAUGUUAA